Cinclus cinclus is the source of this 2367-nucleotide messenger RNA. It is a transcript of the gene PAMR1, whose product is annotated as peptidase domain containing associated with muscle regeneration 1. Gene Ontology annotation, biological process: complement activation; proteolysis. The transcript has 12 exons. Gene Ontology annotation, molecular function: serine-type endopeptidase activity; calcium ion binding. The record is from RefSeq and is a predicted model, not a curated record. Bases 1 to 2367 code for a protein of 788 amino acids. Gene Ontology annotation, cellular component: extracellular region. NCBI's taxonomy places the organism in Eukaryota, Metazoa, Chordata, Aves, Passeriformes, Cinclidae.
AUGGAGCGAGCACCCUGGACACUUGUAGGACUCACCCUUCUCCAGCUCCUGCUCAUCUCCUGCUUGCCAAGAGAGUACACAGUGAUCAAUGAAAACUGCCCAGGAGCUGAGUGGAAUAUCAUGUGUCGGGAAUGCUGUGAAUAUGACCAAAUCGAGUGCAUCUGCCCAGGACAGAAAGAAAGAGUGGGCUACACCAUUCCCUGCUGCAGGAAUGAGGAGAAUGAGUGUGACUCCUGUUUAAUCCACCCAGGCUGCACCAUCUUUGAGAACUGCAAGUCCUGCCGCAAUGGCUCCUGGGGAGGGACACUUGAUGACUUCUACAUCAAGGGAAUCUACUGUGCAGAGUGCAGAGCUGGCUGGUAUGGAGGGGACUGCAUGAGGUGUGGGCAGGUUCUUCGGGCUUCUAGAGGUCAGAUUUUGCUGGAGGGUUACCCACUGAAUGCACGAUGUGAAUGGACUAUCCAUGUUAAAGCUGGAUUUAACAUUGAGUUAAGAUUUUCCAUGCUGAGCCUCGAGUUUGACUACAUGUGCCAGUACGAUUAUGUGGAGAUCCGUGAUGGGGACAAUUUGGACAGUCAAAUAAUAAAGAAAUUCUGUGGAAAUGAGAGGCCACCUCCUAUCCGAAGCACUGGGUCUUCACUCCAUGUCCUCUUCCAGUCGGAUGGAUCCAAGAACUUCGAUGGAUUUCAUGCUGUCUUUGAAGAAAUUACAGCUUGUUCUUCAUCUCCAUGUCUUCAUGAUGGGACGUGCAUUCUAGACAAAAGCAGCACCUACAAGUGUGCCUGUCUGGCUGGCUAUACAGGGAAUCGCUGUGAAAACUUGGAUUUUUUUGAAAUAUCUGAACUGUCAGUGGUGAUGUGUAGGACUCCAGGUGCUCCUGCUCAUGGUAUUGUGGAAGGAGAUGACUUUAAAUACGGGGCCCAGGUUUACUUCAAGUGCAACGCAGGUUACAGCUUAAAAGGCAGCCGUGUUGCCUACUGUCAGCUUGAUGGGAUUUGGUCAACACAUCAUCCUGAAUGUGUUCUAGAAGAAAAAAACUGCUCAGAUCCUGGUGGCCCACUCAAUGGCUACAGAAGAGUAGUAGAAGACACUGGGCUCUUGAAUGGACGCUAUGCAAAAAUCGGCACAGUCAUUGCUUUCUUUUGUAACAACUCGUAUGUUCUUAGUGGCAAUGAACAAAGGACCUGCCAAGACGAUGGAGAAUGGUCAGGGAAGCAACCAAUCUGCAUAAAAGCCUGCAGAGAGCCAAAGAUCUCUGACCUGGUGAGACAGAAAGUGCUUCCAAUGCAGGUUCAGUCAAGAGAAACACCUUUGCAUCAACUUUACUCAUCUGCAUUCAGCAAGCAAAAGCUUCAAAUCUAUCCAACCAAGAAGCCAGCACUGCCAUUUGGAGAGCUGCCCCCAGGGUACCAGCACUUGCACACUCAGCUGCAGUAUGAGUGUGUUUCCCCUUUCUACCGCCGCCUGGGCAGCAGCAGGAGGACUUGCCUGAAGACAGGAAAAUGGAGUGGGAGAGCCCCUGUGUGUGUUCCAAUCUGUGGAAAAGCAGAAAACAUCACCCUUAAGAAGGCAGUGGCCUCUAUGAGGUGGCCAUGGCAAGCAGCCAUCUAUCGCACAGCCAGCGGGGUGAAGGAGAACAGCCUUCGGAAAGGGGCCUGGAUCCUGAUCUGCAGCGGGGCCCUGGUGAACGAGCGCACUGUGGUGGUGGCAGCUCACUGUGUCACUGACCUGGGCAAGACCAUCGUGCUCAAGACAGCAGAGCUCAAGGUGGUUCUGGGCAAAUUCUACAGAGAUGAUGACAGGGAUGAAAAGACCAUCCAGAACCUGAGGAUUUCUGCCAUCAUAGUGCAUCCCAAUUAUGAUCCUAUAUUACUUGAUUCUGAUAUAGCUGUCAUUAAGCUCUUGGACAAAGCCAGGAUCAGUAGUCGUGUUCAACCCAUUUGCUUGUCAUCUUCUCAUGACUUGACCUCAUCCACAGAGGAUUUAAAGAUAAUGGUUACUGGCUGGAAGGUACUGGCUGACAUUAAAGAUCCUGGAUACAAGAAUGACACAAUCCGCAUGGGAGUUGUUCAGAUGGUGGAUUCGCUGUUGUGUGAGCAACAGUAUGAGGAUAAUGGGAUACAAGUCAGCAUCACUGACAGUAUGUUCUGUGCCAAACAAGACCACACAGCCUUUUCUAAUAUCUGCCCUGCUGAGACUGGUGGGAUUGCUGCCAUAACUCUGCCAGGAAAAGCAUCUCCUGAGCUAAGGUGGUACCUGAUGGGAUUAGUGAGCUGGGGUUAUGAUAAAACUUGCAGCCGAGAACUCUACAGUGGCUACACCAAAGCUCUUCCCUUCAAAGACUGGAUUGAGAAGAACAUGAAAUAA